Pogona vitticeps (central bearded dragon) is the source of this 1606-nucleotide messenger RNA. RefSeq names its product F-box protein 5 (gene FBXO5). NCBI's taxonomy places the organism in Eukaryota, Metazoa, Chordata, Lepidosauria, Squamata, Agamidae. Gene Ontology annotation, molecular function: protein binding. Gene Ontology annotation, cellular component: nucleus. Gene Ontology annotation, biological process: regulation of mitotic nuclear division; negative regulation of meiotic nuclear division. The record is from RefSeq and is a predicted model, not a curated record.
GGAAGAAACGGAAACCCCACCUCCUGGCAGCCCAGCAUUGGCCGCCGCCUCUCGCUUCUUCUUUAUUGGUCGCCGGGUUCCACCAGCUCCUUCUAAUUGGCUCGCCCGCUUUUGGAUACCAGAUUCAAAUGUUUUCAGAAGGGGACGGGGAAAAAAGGAGUCCGCCUAAAGCAGGCAGAGGCUUGAGCGCCCGCCGAGAUAAGAGAGAGGGACCCACGUUAGACCCACGUAAGGAGAACGGGGGAGCUAAAAAAAAGAGAAAGAAGUAGCGCCCGGCAGCCACGCUUUACAGGGUACAAAUCAGAAAAUAUUUAAGAAUCAACCCUAGCCUCUGAAAAUGAAACGUGAUAUUAAUUGUUACCAUGUUCAUUGUGGACUUUCACCAUUAAAACCUGCUGAAACAGAGACAAGACCAGAAGCGUUCUCUACUGCUAAUUACGAUGAAGAGUUUUGUAAAGACUGUAUUAAAGAGAGAUUGUUGUAUAGCACCCUGCACCAUGAAAGCUACAAAAAUGGCAGCAUCAAAAGUGAAGAGAAGCCUAUACAUAACAAAGAAAACCAACAGGUGCCAUGGAGGGAUCCUGAGAGAGCCAAUGAAAUUGAUAACACAAAUGAGGAUAGUGGAUACUCUUCUUUAUUGGGCAAUCAGCAGGAACCAAGUGAACAUGAGGACACUAUACUAUUGGCAGGAAAUAUUAGUAAUACACCAAAUCACACUUUCAGCCAGAAAAAAAAUUUGCUUCCAGUCCUCCAUUUUGAAGAACUUAUCUGUUCAACUUUGAAAAAAACUAGUAGAAGAAAUCUAAAGUCAUGGGCUCUAGUCUUAGAUAAGAUGGCUUCCAAGCAAAGUAUGGAAUUUAUGAAUCUAAUUGGCAAAAAAAUGGGACUAGAUAAGUUGGACAUUCUUGGUGAACUGUUCCAUGGGAAAUUCAGGCAUCUUUUAGCAGCUAUCUUAAAGCAUCUUGAUUACAUGGACUUGAUAAACAUGGCUAAAGUGAGCACAACAUGGAAAAAAAUUAUACAGGACGACAAGUGGGCUUUCCAGAUGUACAACAAAGCAGUAAAACUUACUCUGAACAACAAAGCAUUGUGUUCCAGAGAAGUUGAUACAAGGGAAUAUGUUCUUCACAGAGAAGUGUUAAGUCAUAUCCAGAAGGUAGCAACUGUAUCAGCCAGCUUUUCAAAAAAAUCAUCCACAGUGAAGGCAAACAGCCAGAGUAGCCGGAGUUCUUCCUCUUUCAGUCGACACAUAAUGUUUUCUGAGGUUGCAAAGACUUUGAAAAACACUGAAAGCCUGAAAGCUUGCCAUCGCUGUGGUUCCCCUGCAAAGUACGAUCCCAAUCUCCAAAGAGCAACAUGCAUCCGUGAAGGCUGCAGUUUUGACUUUUGCACUAAGUGCUUAUGCACCUACCAUACUGCCAAAGACUGUGCAAGUGGAAAGUCUGUGAAACCACCCUCUACAUCAGGACCCCUUCCUGGUACCAAAAAAAGCAAACAUAAUUUACGGAGGCUGUAAUUUCUAUGUCAAAAAGUUGUGCUAGUAUAUGGCCUGAUUUAUGAGCCAAAAAGAAAUAUGAAACUAUAGGUUCAUUAUAACAGAUUUUUU